Molecule: messenger RNA, 6319 nt
Organism: Heteronotia binoei (common prickly gecko)
Lineage: Eukaryota; Metazoa; Chordata; Lepidosauria; Squamata; Gekkonidae
Exons: 6
Coding region: 17-6319 (2100 amino acids)
Biological process (GO): fatty acid biosynthetic process
Molecular function (GO): fatty acid synthase activity
Source: RefSeq, a predicted model, not a curated record
UUUCAGAAUGUGAAAAAUGAUGAACACUAACAAUGAAAUUGCUAUUGUGGGGAUUGGAUGUAAUUUCCCUGGAGGUGAAGGAAUUGAUAAUUUCUGGCGAGUGCUAGAAGAAGGCAAAAACUGUACUACAGUAAUACCACCUGAAAGAUUUAACAUCAACGACUGGUAUGAUCCAGAUAACAGCAAACCAGGAAAAACAAGCACAAGACAUGCAGCUUUCACUGAAGAGUUUAACACAUUUGACAACAAGCUUUUUGGAAUCAAUGAUGUGGAAGCUGAGUGCAUGGAUCCCCAGCAGAAAUUGCUUCUGGAAUGUACCUAUAGAGCACUGGAAGAUGCUGGAAUCACUAGAGAAAAUAUUAGUGGCACCAAAACAGGAGUUUUUGUUGGUAUGAUGAAUCGAGACUAUGGGCUUAUAAGAACCUAUGGCACCUCUGAAAUAAACCAUUAUGAUGGCACGGGGGCAGCAAUGAGCAUAGCUGCUAACCGGAUUUCAUACACUUUUAAUCUGACUGGGCCGUCCAUUGCUAUUGACACCGCCUGUUCCUCAUUCCAUUAUGCUUUGCACUUUGCCUCACAUGCAAUUAAACAAGGAGAUUGUGAAGCGGCUGUGUGUGGAGGAGUAAACUGCAUCAUAGAUCCACAGAUGUUUGUAACACUGACUAAAGCAAAAAUGAUUUCUCCUGAAGGAAUCAGUAAACCCUUCUCUGGAAAAGCAGAUGGUUAUGGAAGAGGAGAAGGUUGUGGUGUUCUGUUGCUAAAACCAUUGCAGAAGGCAAAAGAAGAUUUCAACAAAAUAUGGGGUGUUAUCAGCAACAGCGUCGUCAAUCAGAAUGGAAGAUCUGUCACUCCAAUCACCAGACCAUCUCAACAGGAACAGGAAAACUUGCUACGCAGCAUUUAUCCAUCUCAUGUCGAUCCAUCCAUGCUGCAGUAUAUUGAGGCCCAUGGCACAGGAACCCCUGCCGGAGAUCCCACUGAGGCCGAGAGUAUAGGCAACAUCAUUGGUAAAAAGAGGCCUCCUAAACUGCCCGCUCUCAAGAUGGGCUCCGUAAAAGGGAACAUUGGGCACACGGAGUCAGCUGCUGGGGCUGCAGGCUUAAUCAAGGUUCUUCUCAUGAUGCACCAUGGAAAGAUUGUCCCCUCGUUACACUUUUCUGAGAGCACUAGUAGCAUCGAUACACAGAGAUUAAAUCUCUCCAUUCCAACUCAUGUGGAGAAGUGGGAGGAGUCUAGUGAAUUUGGCAGGGUGGCUGGGGUCAACUGUUUUGGAUUUGGGGGCACUAAUGCCCAUGUUGUUGUCAGACAGGUUAAACAAACCCCAAUUCUUCCCUCAAUCAAAAGGCCUGUUGAAUUGUUUGUCCUUUCUGCGGCUUCCGGUCACUCUCUCAAACUAGCACUGGAAGACACUGCUAGACGUGUGAACACAAGUGAGUCAGUAAUGCUCCCAAAUCUGGCGUAUACAUCUGCCUGCAGGAGAAGCCACCUAAACUUCAAAUACAGAAAAGCAUUUGUGGUGUCUUCUCUGCAAGACUUAGAACAGCAGCUACUAUCUGCAGCUGAAAUGGAAAUGGUUCCAUCCAAGAAAACUCCACAACUGAUUUUUGUCUUCUCUGGUAACGGCCCAAAUUUGAAAGGAAUAUUCAAGACUUUGUUGAGAUCUGAACCAGUGUUCAGAGACAAAUGUAAAGAAACAGAAGGAUUAUUUCAGCAAUGGAUACGGCUGAGUAUCCUAGAACUGAUGGAAAGUGGAGAUGAUGACUUGACAAGGCCCGAAAUAGCCCAGCCCUUACUCUUCAUCCUGCAGGUGGCCUUGGUCACUCUCUUGCGGCACUGGGGAAUGAAGCCAACUACUGUUCUUGGCCACUCAGUUGGCGAGGUUGCUGCUGCCCAUUGUGCUGGCUUUAUUUCUCUGGAAGAUGCUGUCAAGGUCAUCUAUCACAGGAGCAGGUUACAGGCAAAGGUCACGGGAGGCAGAAUGCUGGUUGUUGGUAACAUCCCCGUUCAAGAGGUGUCGGAAGCCAUUGGCGCAUACUCUGGGAAGGUCUGCAUUGCAGCGUUUAACAGCCCUCAGUCCUGUACCUUGUCAGGAGAUGCAGAUUCCAUCAAUGCCGUUCAGAAAGAUCUAGUUAAAUUAUUUGGUGGAAGAGAUGUAUUCCUUCACAUUUUAAAUGUACCAGUUGCAUAUCACAGCCACAUGAUGGAUCCAGUACUGGAAGAGAUAGCAGGAAGCCUUUCUGGGUUAGAGAAGCAGAAGCCUGAACUAGAGAUGGUUUCAACAGUGACCGGGAAGGCUGCCUCAGAAGAUGACCUUGUUUCAGGCAACUACUGGGCCAGACAGGUUCGAGAUUUUGUCAUGUUUGCCCAGGCCAUUUGGACUUCUGUGAAAGAUAAGCAGAAUGCUGUGUUUGUUGAAAUUGGUCCCCACAGAGCAUUGCAGAGGAACAUUAUUGAAACAUUAGGAAAGCAAACUAAAGUCUUUCCUUCCUUGCAAGUUGACAGAGAGUAUGAGGUACUUCUUACAUUAAUAAAAGGCGUAUUUGAACUGGGGUUCAGUCCAGAUUGGCCACAUCUCUAUGAUGGAUAUCAAAGUGUACCAGCAACAUAUCCCAGGUAUCAGUUUGAUCGUAAGAAGCUGAAGUCCCACAUAAACAUGCUGCAACAACCAGUUCUCAAAGCCUCAAAACACCCUUUAAUUUAUAGUAUCAGCAGUGACAAUACAGAAUUCACAUCUUCCAUAUCUCAGGUGCAGACACCGUACAUCUAUGGGCACAAGCACAAUGGUGUCACUCUAGUUCCUGGUGCCUUUUUUGUUGAACUUGCUUUAGCAGCUGUGAUGACUAGUGCAAGACUCAAAAUUCCCUUGCAGUUUGGUCAGGUGAUGAUAAGGUUUAUAUCACCUUGUGUUUUAAAUGAACAUUCCCAUGUUUUGAAAGUAAAAGUUGAAUUGCAAAAAGAAGCACAAGAUUUCAAAAUACUAUCCCUGUCGGGUACAGUUUAUGCAUUGGGACACAUCACAGUGAGACAAAAAAUACCACUUGAAGAAAAGAGUAUUUCCUACACAGAUAUUUUUCAACGGUGUAGAUCUUGCAUAAGCAACAAUGCAAUCUAUGAAAUGUUAUCUUCCUUUGGGUUCCAGUAUGAUUCAACAGUGAAGCAGAUGAAUGAUGUUUUUUACUGUAAAGAACUAAAGGAAGCUAUUUCUUUCAUUAAAGUGAAAAAACAAAUUGCAGCAGAAAUGCAUGAGUAUUUUAUCCAUCCAAUACUCUUAGACUGCUUUCUGCAAAUGACAGGGGUGAUUAUUACAAAAACUUCCAAAUAUAGUAUCGGAUUUCCAUCUUCCAUAAACAGUCUUGUCAUAGUCAGACCUUUGGAAGAGGAAAUGCUGAUGUAUCUGAAAAUAAGCAAAUCGACAGAGAAGUACAUAGAGUUCUGUGGAUGCUUUACAGAUAAACAUGGUUCCAUCUUAGCUGAGCUGAAAUGUGUUAGGAUUACUCUUAUGAAGGAAGCUUCCAGAAGUGAAGAUAAUAUGCUAUUUGAAAAUAAAUGGAAGGAAAUACCACAUUCCCACAUGAUCCAGAACUCAGGAGAUACACCCAAGGCAGCAGUGUUUGCUGAUAAUAUAGGAGUCUCUAAGCGGCUGCAAAAAUUUUUACAUAAAGAUUCUAAGUUUUUGAUAUACAAAGACUGGGAGAAAUUGCUGGAAGUCAGAAGCUUGGAAUCGCCUGCACAGGAAAAACUUAAACUGGUGCUACAGGAUUACACCAAUGUUUUGUUUAUGUGGGGAAUCCAACAGUUAAAUGAAGGAGAUCCAGACUCUGUGGUUGCAGAUUUAUCAAAAUGCUGUGAAGCUCUUCGGCAAAUCAUUAUUGCUUUGAGAGCAAAGAACAUUCAUUCUUCCAUCAAGAUCAUCACAUACAGGACUGCAGAGAAGUCUGUAGACCACAUUAAUCCUGGCUUUGCUUUGUAUGGCAUGAUGCGAAGCUGUAUGGUUGAAGUUUCAGAAAUCACAUUUCAGAUUAUUGAUAUUAGUACCACAAGCACAAUGGACAUCUCAGCCUUAGCAGAUGCUUUAGUAGAAUAUAAUGAUGAUUAUUCUGAAAUCCAUAUCCAUCAUGGGAGAACAUAUGUAUCUGAGAUCAGACGUUCGUUGGUCAAGGAUGUAGAUGACAAUUUACCUCCUCAAGCUUGUCAGAGUACUGAGUGCUUCAGUCUUUUCACUUCUGACCCGUAUGAAGUGAGGGACUUAUUUGCUGAGCUGGAUGAUAACACUGAUAUUCCUGUUGAUGAGCACUGUGUUGAAGUUCAGAUUGAAAAAAUAAGUCUCCAUUCUGAAGACUACUUUCCUGUUAGUGUCUCUAGCAGUAACUUUGGAAACACGUUAUACUGGAAUUCACAGACAAUUGAUAAGCACAGGCUCCUAGCUCUGGAUUGCAGCGGGACAGUAGUUGCAGCUGGCAGCAAAGUGAGAGGGGUUAAGGUGGGAGACCACAUUGCUUCAUGUUACCCAGUGACUGCAUCUUCCAGAAUCAGGAUCCCAGAGGCGGCUUGCUUUAGCACUCAGAAAUUCCCAUGCUUUGAAACUGUGCCAUGUGUAUCCUUCUUUAGAAUAGCAUGGGAGGUUUUGCAUCAGACCUUGCCAGAAAUGAAGGGAUCUUUAGGCAUUAUUUCUACUGAACCAGAGUCAGUUUUGUGCAAAGUGUUGCAUCUAUCAGCUCAGGAAGCAGGAUGGAAAACCAUAUAUACAAGAUCUGACAGCAAUCUGGAGCUAUGUGCUGAUCAAUGCAAUGCCCUCAUUUUCCUACCUCCUCUAGAAAGGUUGCCCAAAGAUGGCUUAGGUUGCUUUUCAAAACUCCAGGAUGUAGUAGUAAUAUGUGACAACCACCAUGCAGAGUGUCUGAGAUCUCUCAUCAGAACGGAUUGUGAAAACGUUCAAAUUCAUAUUCUCAGUCUUACCAGCAUUUUUCAGAAAGCAUCUCUGAAGAAAACAACAAUGCCUUUUUCCAGUUGGGUGGAGUCAUUGCAACAGAAACAGUUUCUGAACUUACCUUGCUCAGUUUUCCAGCAAACAGAGAAAUGUGAGAACUUGGGUUCUUCAGCAUCAUCCCAUUUUACCAGAAAAGCUGUCCCCUUUGUAAUGUUAAAAGGUAAUGUGCACAACCACCUUUUUUCAGAUAUUCCCCUGUAUGGAGGAACGGGGAAAAUGUUUAAGGAGAAUGCUGUUUACAUAGUUACAGGAGGACUCACUGGGCUUGGCUUUGAAACAGUUAGAUUCAUUGCUGAAAAUGGAGGAGGAGGCAUUGUGAUUCUUUCACGGAGAAACCCAAGUGCUGAGAAGCAGAAAGAAAUAAGGGAUUUGCAGCAUCAGAAUAAAUGGAGCAGAAUAAUCACUCAGCAAUGCAAUGUCAUCUUUAGAUCUGACGUUGAGAAAGCUAUUGGUGCAGUUGGCAAGAUCUUUCCAAAGUGCCCAAUCAAAGGGGUAUUUCACAGUGCUGUGGUUUUACAUGAUGGAUCCAUUGAAGCCUUGACCAUAUCUGAUUUUGAGGAAGUUUUCAGUCCUAAGGUUGCAGGAGUCAUGAAUCUUCACCACGCUACUCGAGGGCAGGAUCUUGACUAUUUUGUAUGUUAUUCAUCAGUUGCUUCAUUCCUUGGAAAUUCAAUGCAGGCAAACUAUGCUGCGGCCAAUUCCUUCCUGGACCUUUUCUGCCAUUACAGGAGAAACCAUGGACUUGCAGGACAGUCCAUUAACUGGGGUGCCUUGAAUCUUGGAUUACUGCAAAAUCAAAACGAAAUUCAGAAUUUAUUAGAAUCAAAAGGUAUAGGGAUUCUGCAAGUGAAAGAUUUUUAUGAAUAUUUAAAGUACAGUUUAAUUCAGAACAAUCCUCAACAAGCGAUCAUAAAGUUCAACUUCAAAAAUUUAACCAGUUAUUUCAUUUCGCAAAAUCUUGCAUUCAGAAAUCGCAUGCAUUCAGUCAUCAUGGAAGUCAGUGGUGGGAAGCUUGAGGUUUCAGAGCAAACUGUGUCCCAGGACUUGGUUCCAGUAAAAAAUGAAGAUUAUAUCAUGUCCUUGAUGAGCCAGCUCAGUGGUACAGAUCCAAGUGAUAUUGCAAUGGAUUCAUCACUUUUGUCCAGUGGCAUUGAUUCUAUGUUAGCCAUGACUCUGCAGAAUCGCAUUUUUCAGGAACGAAGAGUUAAUAUACCACUUGUGAAGCUACUUGAUCCUAAUACUACAGGGCGUAAUCUUGCAUUGUUUCUAGAAGAAAAAUCUAAGGAAAUCAGAAAUUCUUACAACUUAUGCUUCAGGAAUACAGAAUACUGA